This is a messenger RNA of Dendronephthya gigantea, 1700 nucleotides long. Its product is annotated as putative nuclease HARBI1. The coding region runs from base 181 to 1212 and encodes 343 amino acids. Lineage: Eukaryota; Metazoa; Cnidaria; Anthozoa; Malacalcyonacea; Nephtheidae. The transcript is spliced from 2 exons. The record is from RefSeq and is a predicted model, not a curated record.
AAGCCGGUUAACGCUAACCCAGGGUUAAAAAUGCCUAACCCAGGGUUAAAUUUUAAACCUUGGUUGAUUCGCGUUGCACAAAGCUCGGUUAGCGUUAACCCUGGGUUAAAAUUGAUAAAAAAAUUAACCCUGCUAGCUAGGUGGUUUAAAAUUUUAAUCCUAGGUUAAGUGCGAAAUAACAUGGCGGAUGUUUUACAGUUUGUUGUACCAAUACGGAAUUUUCCUCGCAGACAAAGGCGAUAUCGUCACGAUAACGUGAACAUUCGAGGUUUAACUGAUGCGGAAUUGCGAAUUAGAUACAGAUUUGGUUACCAAGCAAUAAAUUACAUUACAAAUUUGCUGUACGAUGACCUUGUUCGUGACACUAAAAGAAAUUUUUCACUAAUUCCCGACGUCCAAGUUCUCAUCGCACUACGGUUUUUCGCAAGCGGAAGCUUCCUACAGGUUAUCGGAGACACAUUUGGCGUUGACAAGUCCACCGUAUCGCGAGUAGUUCGUGACGUAUGCCUUGCUCUAUCAAACAAACGAGAACAGUUCAUUCGUUGGCCUUCAAAUCAAGAAAAAGAGAAAAUAAAGAACGGGUUUUACGACAUGGCCAAUUUUCCUGGCGUUAUUGGUUGUAUCGAUUGUACGCAUAUUCGAAUCCAGGCACCACAUCUAAACGAGAAUUAUUACGUCAAUCGGAAACGCUAUCAUUCUAUUAAUGUUCAAGCAAUUUGCGACGAUCGAGGAAGGUUCAUAAAUCUGGUUGCCCGAUGGCCUGGAAGUGUCCAUGACAGCCAUAUAUUUCGAAUGUCACAGAUACAACAGUUUAUAGAGCAGCAUCACACAUCACUGGAAGAUGGGAUCAUAUUGGGAGAUAGUGGUUACGCCUUAAAACCCUACCUUAUGACACCUUACACAGACCCUACUACAGCAAAGGAAAGAGCAUUUAAUCGGUCUUUGAAGAAAACACGCGUAUUGAUUGAGCAAGUGUUUGGGCGAUGGAAGAGAAGGUUCCACCUACUGCAUUCAGAGAUCAGAAUGGAACCAGAGAAAGUCUGCUUGUUAAUUGGUGCUUGUGCUGUCCUUCAGAAUAUUGCAAUAAUGUUUAAUGAGCCAGAUGAAGAAGAGGAUGUUGAUCUAGAAGAACCAGAUCCAGAGGUUGAACCACAGGUUGGCCAUGACACAGGAAGGCAAAUCAGGGCACAUAUCACAAAUAACUUUUUUUAAUUGAAAUAUGUACCAUGCAUGCAUAUAUGCCACACAACAAUUUACAAUACAUUUUUCCUGAAAUUAUUUCAAUAUUGGGAAAUACAAGAUAAUUAAGCACAUUCUAUAGUAACUUAUAUUAUACACAACAGCACUAGCUGGGGCCCCAAAACAAGAGGUAUGUCUGAAAGGUCUUGCAAUAUUUAUAUAUACAUAUUUGAUUUAUUGGCUGCAGCAAACCUUUCAACAUUAAAUGAUUGAAGCUUAACCUAGAACCUAUAAUAAAACUGGUCCCACUGUAACACAAAUGCUGUAAUAAUGAAAUACAAGUAAUAUUCUCAAUAAUGUAAUUAAUUUACUGUAUACACUUAUAGUACACAAUGAUUUCAAGCAAUGUCUAUGUUACCCCCGAUAUAAAUAUUAUAAAUCCCUCAAUCAAAAAUUAUAAUCUCUCUACGGAAGAUAUUAACCUACUGCCAUUUGCCUUUUCUUUCAACUCCGCUACCUGU